Molecule: messenger RNA, 977 nt
Organism: Nicotiana attenuata
Lineage: Eukaryota; Viridiplantae; Streptophyta; Magnoliopsida; Solanales; Solanaceae
Product: very-long-chain (3R)-3-hydroxyacyl-CoA dehydratase 2
Exons: 9
Coding region: 129-776 (215 amino acids)
Biological process (GO): fatty acid elongation; sphingolipid biosynthetic process; very long-chain fatty acid biosynthetic process
Cellular component (GO): endoplasmic reticulum membrane
Molecular function (GO): 3-hydroxyacyl-CoA dehydratase activity
Source: RefSeq, a predicted model, not a curated record
UAUUAAUUGCUGUUGAAGAAAAAUUUGAAGCUUUUACUACCCGAGUAAAAAUGGCUGAGAACUAGGCAAUAGGCAUAACUGAAAACCUAUAAAUAGUAACUUCUACAGAAGUACACAAGUGGUCUCCAAUGGCUAAACUGAAGAAUCUUUAUCUCUUCUCUUACAAUUCUCUUCAGUUUCUUGGAUGGACAGUAGCGCUUUUCAGAAUUUUGAGCAACUUUAUUUCCACUCAGUCAGUCACUGGGACUUAUGCUUCUGCUGGUGAACUAAUUUGUUUGUUGCAAUGUUGUGCAUUCUUGGAAGUUGUACAUGGAGCUAUAGGGAUUGUUCCUAGUGGAGCAGUGCUUCCUUUGAUGCAAUGGAGUGGAAGAACUCAUUUUUUGCUUGCAAUUGUUCGUCGAAUUGUUGAGGUCCAAGAAUCGCCUUCCGUGUUCAUGACAUUUUUAGCUUGGAGCUUAAGUGAGGUGAUCAGAUACUCACAUUAUGCUUUGAGUUGCAUUGGAAGUCCACCGUACUUUAUCACUUACCUCAGGUACACUGCUUUCAUUCUACUGUAUCCCGUUGGAAUAGGACCUGGUGAAAUGUGGCUUAUGUACCAAGCACUUCCGUUCAUAAAAAAGAGAAACUUGUAUGCAGAUAGUCUCCCUUUCAGUUAUUGUAACUUCGUUAAGGUUCUGCUUCUGGUCUACCCUUUUCUAUGGCUCAACCUUUAUCUGCACUUGUUUAAGCAACGGCGCUCAAAACUUGGUAAACAUCAGAAGACAAAGAAGAUAUGAGAAUCCAAAUUUUUAUUUCUAUUACUUCUAUUUUCAAUUGCAUGUAGAGAUUGGAUAGAGGAUGUCAAGUACACCAUGAGAAGUUAAAUUCCUAGCAUUUGACACCUUUGACUUUCUGCUGGUGAAAUUCCAAUUAUAACUUGUAUUUCUGAAUGGGGAAAGAAUUACUACAAGUUUAGUGCAUAUAUUUUUUAAAAGACA